Messenger RNA from Suillus plorans, 1275 nucleotides. RefSeq lists its product as uncharacterized. Lineage: Eukaryota; Fungi; Basidiomycota; Agaricomycetes; Boletales; Suillaceae. The transcript has 2 exons. The coding region runs from base 1 to 1275 and encodes 424 amino acids. The record is from RefSeq and is a predicted model, not a curated record.
AUGGCAACGGUGACUGUUUCGACGUCGGACAAGCUACUUCAUAAACCGACCAGCAAAAGUUCGUCGACGACGGAGGCAACACUACAAUCACUGUACAACCGUGCGGUGAGAGCAUUCCUUCACCGAGACGUCGCAAUCACGUUCACACUAUUAAGCGCUGCAUUCGCGCUCCUCCCACCUCCCCUCGCGCCCUCGCCUGAUCCCCUAGAUGUCCACCGGAGAAAGUGGGACAUCCUUCGCAUCACCCUCGAGACCACCGUCUUCUCUUCUACUCCGGACCUCGUUGAUUUACCACAGCCACUCCGAGAAUCCCUACUCUUGUCUCCCCAAUCAUUUAUUUCCAACUUAUAUGCUCGAUCUCUCGCUUUGUUUACUCCUUCAUCACUGUAUCGAAAGCCUAGCUCCGCAUUCCUUCCGCACCAAAUUGUCAUCACACUCAUAGCAUCCAGCAUCAAGAUAGAUUGUCCAAAUAUUGGUCGCGAGAUCACAGAGGACUGGUUGUCGAAACGCGGUCAAUAUGAUUUCGUACCUUCCACAGGUGAACCAUAUCACAAAGUUCUGGAACUCUACUGCUUGCAUGUCUUGCCUCGUUUGGGUGAGUGGGAAUACGCCAAAGAAUUUCUGUCAUACGAGAAUGAGCUCUCGUCUGAUAAAAGACACGAACUUCAUUUGGCUCUUGAGGCUCAACAUGCUCUAGCGCUAGAGAGUACAAAGUGGAAGACACCAAAACCCGAGCCUUCUCCCUCCCCUAUACCAAUACCUCCACUCCGUUCUCUAUCCCCAGCAUCUUCCUCCUCCUCUCUAUCCACCACAUCCACCCGCACCGCAGUCCCAGCAUCCCCUCGUCCAAAAAUUACCCGCCAACAAUCCGCAUCUUCCACCUCUGCAGUUUCAGACGUCACGGUAACUCGAUCCCCUCGCCAUGGCCACAACCAAAGCAUGCCCCGAGGAAGUUCAAGUGCCAGUGCCGUUCGCAUCUCCCGCCUUCCUCCAGUCGACCACAAUCUCGCGACUGCACAGCCCCCAACUUCCCUAGCACUCAUAAGAUCUUAUUUCAACCACUAUUUCACCGCAAACAGAAUAGCCACCCUAUCGGUCUUGUUCUUCCUAAUUCCCCUACUAUCUUUGAUCCUUCGGAGACGGCGGCGCUUAGAGACACUUGCGGACCUGGUAAGGAGGAGAUUGUUGGAAGCACGUAGCGAUUCAAUUGUGAGACGGUUAUGGAAUGAGUUGGUGAGGGUCGUUUUGGAUACUGUUAGGAUGGGUGGCGGGUGA